AAUAUACAAAUGUCUUAUUUAUUUCCCAUUUUCAGUGUCUAACGAAAUGCGGAAACGUAAACGUGAAAAUGAAGUAAAGAAAUGGACGGAGCAAGAAAUAAAAACAGUACUAAGCUAUAUGCAAGAGCACAGGAACAUAGAGAAACCAACAGCCCAGCUAUAUUAUAAAAAAUUGUUGGCAGAAACAAACAUCAAUGCAAAUUGGAACAUAUUAAAAUGUAAAAUUCGCCAUCUGAAGAGUACUUUGCAAAAAGCAGACGCAUGGAUUAAUUCAACAGGCGCUGGAGUUGAAGAUGAUGACAAUACAAUUACUGUAAAAGACAAGGUGGUUAAAAUAUGUCCACAUUACGAACAGCUUGUCGACAUUUUUUCACCUUCAAAGGAAAUUGAAUUUGUUGUAAUGGACACAUCGAACGCAUUGGACUGUACUCUUGAUGCAAUUGAUUUGGAAGAAGAUAGUGUUAUAUUGGAUGGUGAACUAUCAGCAUCAUCAGAAACUAUCUCCUUUGAAAACAAGGUUAAGCGUACAGCACGUCCUACUUGCAUUGAUAAGCUUAAAGAUAUGGAGAGUGACCGGGUCAAAUUUCGGAAAGAGCAAUUAAGCUUAGAAAUUGAAAAAUUCGAGUGGACAAAAGAAAUGGAAAAACAAAAAUUAGAAUUGGAAAGGCAGAAAGUUGAGAAUGAGUUCAAACUCAAGAAAUUAGAGUUAGAACAAAAAGAAAGAAUUAAAAAAUAUAAAGUUGAUGUGAAAUAUAAAAAUAAAUAAUAAAACAGACUUAUUAAAAAAAUUUAAAAAUGUGUACUUU
This is a messenger RNA of Teleopsis dalmanni, 806 nucleotides long. RefSeq lists its product as uncharacterized. NCBI's taxonomy places the organism in Eukaryota, Metazoa, Arthropoda, Insecta, Diptera, Diopsidae. Bases 47 to 766 code for a protein of 239 amino acids. The transcript is spliced from 3 exons. The record is from RefSeq and is a predicted model, not a curated record.